Molecule: messenger RNA, 2023 nt
Organism: Kockovaella imperatae
Lineage: Eukaryota; Fungi; Basidiomycota; Tremellomycetes; Tremellales; Cuniculitremaceae
Product: Glutamyl-tRNA synthetase
Exons: 12
Coding region: 111-1973 (620 amino acids)
Biological process (GO): glutamyl-tRNA aminoacylation
Molecular function (GO): glutamate-tRNA ligase activity; zinc ion binding; ATP binding
Source: RefSeq, a predicted model, not a curated record
GACGAAAUUUAUUACUACCGAUUGACGAAUUGCUCGAGUGGUUUGAAGGAAGGAAGCAGGCGUAGGACAGGGAAGAGAAUCGAGAGCUGCUCAGGAGAGUGAGAUUGAGGAUGCCUCGGAACCAAUGGAUCCUACGUGCCGCGAGGUGUUCGCGUGGAGCGAGCCGGUCUCACGCAUUCACCAGGCCAUCUCAAACGAUAUCACAUACCGCCGCCCCCUUUUCUACGACUCGAGCGCAACUUCUUUCCGCUUCGGACAUACCGACAGCAGGAGACUUUGAAGGCUGGGAUAAGGGUCCGAAAACGUACGGUCCUAGCUCUGCUCCGCCUCGUUUGCGAUUCGCCCCUUCGCCUACUGGAUAUCUCCAUCUAGGUGGAUUGAGAACGGCUCUGAUAAACCACAUCGUAGCGAGGCAGGGGAAAGGAAAAUGGGUAUUGAGGGUGGAAGAUACAGAUAGGGAACGCCUUGUUCCUGGCUCCAUAGAGCAAAUGAGGAAGACACUCGAAUGGGCAGGACUGGAUUACGAUGAGGGUCCGGGCGUUGGAGGAUCUUUCGGGCCGUACUACCAAUCUGAAAGAUUGGAACUUUAUCAACAAUAUGUCAAACAGCUUCUUGAGUCUGACCAGGCGUACGAAUGUUUCUGUUCACCUGAAGAUCUCGCGGCGAUACGAGCGGCAGGGAAGAAUCGUGGUGCUCAAAUGAACUAUGACGGGCGAUGUCGACGUCUGACGGAUGAAGACCGAGUCAGGAGGAAGAAAGCAGGACAUAGCUAUACUGUCCGGUUCAAGGAUCCCGGCAAGCUACCUGAUAUGCCUGUCGAUCUGAUCUUUGGACAUAUCAAAGCGCAUACGGAUACAGGAACGCCGGAGACGUAUAUCCCAGACGAUUUCAUCCUUCUCAAGUCGGAUGGGUACCCCACGUACCAUAUGGCCAGUGUGGUAGAUGAUCAUGCCAUGGAGAUCUCUCACGUCAUUCGCGGAGAGGACUGGAUACCGUCUCUGCCCAAACACAUGUCUUUGUAUCGAGCUCUUGGAUGGGAACCGCCACAAUUCGCUCAUUUAUCCUUGCUCGUGAACCCGGAUGGCAGUAAAAUGAGCAAGCGACAAGACCAUGUCUCAGCAGAAUGGUACAGAGAACAAGGCUUCGAACCUGAAGCUCUCAACAAUUACCUCGCAGUCCUAGGCUGGGACUAUACGCGAACUCUGGAAGAGCAACUUGACGAAGCUCUGCCACCGAACGAAAGGAAAGACCUCAAUUCCUUGCAUGAAGUUUUCACCCUCCCUCAAUUGAUCAACGCAUUCGACCUGACUCAUCUGACGAGACGUAAAGCGAGUAUAAACAUGGACAAGUUGGAUUUCCUCAACAAGAUGCACCUUCGCCUACGGGCAGGUCUGAUAGGUCAAGAUGGACAUUUAGUAAAUUACGGGAAAGGGGACUCAGGAGUGGACCCAGACAUCCUUGAAAAGAGGAGGGGAGACAUGGUGCAACAGUUUCAGAGAGAUCUCAAGGCAAAUCCAGACAUUGCGGAUCACCCCGAUGUCAAUGACAGAGGUCGAGUCGCUGAGAUUUUUGAAUUUGAAAUGCCUAGAGUCCGCCGAUUCAGAGAGCUUUCUCAAAACGUCUCGUUCUGGUUCAAAGACCCUUCAUACACCACCGAAGACGCCGAGAAGGUGCUCAAGGCAGUCGGAAAAGAUCAAUACAUCCUCUUCUUGGAAUUCAUCAUUCCACGUCUUGAGCGCAUUGCGGAUGAUUCCCACCAUUUCAACAAGGACGACGGGUGGAUCCUCGCCAAUCGGGCGCAUAAUCAAUUAGGCCUAAAGCGUCGUGGCGGUGUGCUGAAAGCCAUGCGACAUGCUCUCACAGGACAAGACCAAGGACCGAGCGUCCCUGACAUUAUGAUGGUUCUGGGACCGGAAACGACUCUUCGGCGAAUGAAAGCUGGACUAGAUUACGUCAAGGCCAGGAGCGCCUGAUUGAUCGAAGCAUUGAAACGAUUAGACGAGGAUGCAUGAUAGAAGGUCAU